This is a messenger RNA of Drosophila suzukii, 534 nucleotides long. RefSeq names its product protein new-glue 1-like. Lineage: Eukaryota; Metazoa; Arthropoda; Insecta; Diptera; Drosophilidae. The record is from RefSeq and is a predicted model, not a curated record.
AUCUUUAAAGUUUGCACAGCUGUUUUGUGGUAGGCUCAGUAUUUUGCAAAUUUUUAUUUGAGUAGCCUAAUUUUCAGGGUAGGCUUGAAGGUGUGGACCAGAUGGUAUUAUGCGUACGGUUCUCACGCUAAUGCGUAUAAACCCCAAUCCGUCAGAUGCUGGCUUUCUACCUUACAAAAUAGGUAUAAAAAGUGUGGUGGUCCAGCCAGAACAGCAUCAGUUGAUCAUACCCAACUACCAGUGGCCAACAUGAAGUAUUCCUGUGCGCUGCUCCUUUUGGCCAUCCUGGGAUGCUGCCUGGUGAGCCUGUCGAGUGCUGCCACAGGCACAUCCACUACUACUACGGAAGCCUCCACCUCCACCACCACUACCACAGCCGCGUCCACGACCACCACAACCACCGCAAGCACCACAACCACCACCACCACAGCUGCUUCCUCCAAGAAAAAGAAGCACGUGGUUCACUACAAGCGCAAGACCCGCCGCCCCAAGAAGGUCAGGAAGAUCCACCGCAGGAAGAAGCGCAGCGGUUAA